UCUCCCCGUGCACGCGCGAAAAUGGGCAACUGUAUCGUGCCUUACUGCGAUGGGCCCAAAAGCACCAACAUCCGAUUUACUCUGCCGGCUGUGUGCUUCGUGUGGCAGAGCGCCAUGAUCAUCCUCUUCGGGGUGUUCGUGCGCUAUGAUGAAGAAUCAGACGCUCACUGGGUAGAAAUACGAAGGAAUAAAUCUGACAUUGAGAAUGAUUUCUACUAUAGAUAUCCAAGUUUUCAGGAUGUCCACGUUAUGAUUUUUGUGGGCUUUGGAUUCCUCAUGACAUUUAUGAAGCGCUAUGGUUUUGGUGCUGUUGGUUUCAACUUCCUCAUUGCUGCAUUUGGGAUUCAGUGGGCAUUGUUAAUGCAAGGCUGGUUCCACUCUCUAGACUCUGAUGGCCUUAUCAAAAUUGGCGUCGAAAACAUAAUCAAUGCAGACUUUUGUGUGGCUGGCUGUUUGAUUGCUUAUGGAGCAGUUUUAGGGAAAGUCAGUCCUGUGCAGCUCAUGGUGCUGACCCUGUUUGGCAUUACCCUGUUUGCUGUAGAGGAAUUUAUCAUAAUUAGCCUCCUUCAUGCCAGAGAUGCUGGAGGUUCUAUGGUGAUCCACACCUUUGGAGCCUAUUAUGGACUAGCCAUCUCAUGGGUCCUCUAUCGGCCAAACUUGAAGGAUAGUAGUCAUCUGAAUGGCUCAGUCUAUCACUCUGAUUUGUUUGCCAUGAUUGGAACUUUGUUUCUGUGGAUGUUCUGGCCCAGUUUUAAUUCUGCCAUUUGUGACCAUGGAGAUGGUCAGCAUAGAGCAGCCAUUAACACCUACCUGUCUCUGGCUGCCACUGUCCUCACCACCUUUGCCAUCUCCAGCCUGUUUCAGAAGCAUGGAAAACUGGACAUGGUGCACAUCCAGAAUUCCACCCUGGCUGGUGGUGUUGCUGUAGGAACGGCUGCUGAGUUCAUGCUAAUGCCAUAUGGCUCUCUGAUAGUAGGAUUUUGCUGUGGUCUCAUCUCCACACUGGGCUACAUUUACAUAUCACCCUAUAUGGAGAAAAAGUUAAAGAUCCAGGACACAUGUGGUAUCCAUAACCUGCAUGCAAUGCCUGGUGUCAUAGGGGGAAUUGUGGGAGCCAUCACAGCUGCUGCUGCUUCUGAACCUGUAUAUGGCAAAGAGGGGUUGGUAAACACAUUUGAUUUUGAGGGGUCAUUCAAAAACAGGUCUCCAGCUGUCCAAGGUGGCUACCAGGCAGCUGCAAUGUGUGUCGCUGUGUGCUUUGGUAUAGGAGGUGGAAUACUUGUGGGUCUGAUCCUGAGGAUGCCUAUCUGGGGGUCUGUGGCAGAUGAUAACUGCUUUGACGACAAGGUCUACUGGGAGGUGCCUGAGGAGGAGGAGGAACCUGACCCACCUGUUCUAGAAUAUAACAAUCACAUGGCAACCAACAAGAAUGCAGAUGUGACGGAAACACGCUUCACUGUGGAACAACAACAGAGCUAAUCCUGGAAGACCAACGUGCUGUCAGCCUUGACUCUGCGAAUCCCGUGACCACGCUUUCUUUCUCCAAAUAGCAUUACAGGCGGAUCUUUAUUAUAUAAAGCUAAACUUUAUAUAAUUAUAGGUGGAUCUUUAUUAUAUAAUGUUAUAAUGACCAUUUAUUAUACUGACCAUAGAUUAUAAGAUGUGUGUGUACAGUAAAUCACUUGUUCUGUUCAUAUGUUUUUAUUGCACAUCACACCCAGAUUUUCCCAUCAAACACUGAAGUGCAGCAGUGUUGGAAAGGAAAGUGUUUUCAAAUGUUACACAGAGGAGGGUCACAGCCAAAGGGAAUAGGUGCCCUUUUUCAGUAUUUCAUUCUGACUUUCCUUCUUACUAACCACUUUUUAAGAGGGAAAUUGCAAAUGCUUGUACUGACUUACAUACUGUCUCUACGGUUUUCAUGGUAUUGAUUUUUAAGGGUUUGAAUCUGAUUAUGUCCUUUUAGUGUUUAGCAGGUGGUGAGACAUUUCGCAUUCAUGUAUAGUAAACAGUAGCCAUGGAUAUGUUGAUUUCAGAAUGCAUUUAGAGUUACAAAACCAGAAAAGCUACCUAUUGUACUUUGGAUUGUUUGACCUAGCUGAACUCUCAUUCAAACUUUGAAAUGAUAGUUUAGAAGAGAUUCAGUAGAUGAAUAAGUAACAGAUUUUUUUAAAAAAUAUAUAGUUUAGCUUUAUAUACCUGCUCAAGUGAGAGCAAGAUAGAAAAUAUGACAUUACAUUAUUCCAAAUAUUAUCUGAAUGCUAGAAAUUGAUGUGAUUACAACACCAUGAAUUUCAAUACAUUUUCAUUCCCUAUUUAAAUUUAUAUUUACAGUAUAUCUUCCAUAUAGUUUUAAUAUAAGUUAAUAAAUAAUCAUUUUAAUUCUAACUUUAAUGCAUAAUCAGUUUAUGAGUAUAUUAUUCGCAUUCUAAUCAUUAAACUGAUUUCAGUUUAAUAUUGCAAAUUUUAAAAUCCAUUUCUCUAACCUUGUAGAGAAAUAUUCUUUCUUGCCUUGUAUGAGAUUCCAUCUUUUUUUUUUUUUUUUUUACAACAAAGUACCGUUUGUUUCUGCCUUCACUCAUCCACAUGGUUUUGUAAAUAAAAGCUCUUAUUGAAAUUUUGUGAUAAUGUCAAUUUGUAUGUGCCAUUAUAUUUAACUUUGUGAAUGUGAAUAAAAUGCAUCGAUUUCA
Messenger RNA from Pangasianodon hypophthalmus (striped catfish), 2687 nucleotides. It is a transcript of the gene rhcgb, whose product is annotated as Rh family, C glycoprotein b. Lineage: Eukaryota; Metazoa; Chordata; Actinopteri; Siluriformes; Pangasiidae. The coding region runs from base 22 to 1479 and encodes 485 amino acids. The record is from RefSeq and is a predicted model, not a curated record. Gene Ontology annotation, biological process: ammonium transmembrane transport; ammonium homeostasis. Gene Ontology annotation, molecular function: ammonium channel activity. The transcript is spliced from 11 exons. Gene Ontology annotation, cellular component: plasma membrane.